Molecule: messenger RNA, 1827 nt
Organism: Durio zibethinus
Lineage: Eukaryota; Viridiplantae; Streptophyta; Magnoliopsida; Malvales; Malvaceae
Source: RefSeq, a predicted model, not a curated record
AUGAAGUGUUUCAAUUGGUGUCCAAGUUGGGGUUGGCGAUAUUGCUUACGUAAGAAAGUGGCAAAGAAGACGAUCUCUAUCGAUAAACUACUUGUGAGUUGUAACUUUCCACGGGUGGGGCACCGUGCUCCUCUAGAAGGAAUAGAAUUCUUCACCUCUAAAGAUUUCAUGCCUAAUGAGUCUUCAAAUUUUACUUUCAAUGAGAUCAUCAAGGCUCUAAACACUGAUGGUGUGAACAUGAUUGGAUUGUAUGGAAUGCCAGGGGUAGGCAAAACAACUUUGGCAAAAGAAGCUGGGAAGCAUGCUAAAGAGCAAAAGCUCUUUGACAAAGUUGUGAUGGCUACAAUGUCCCAAGCGCCAAACCUCAGCAAAAUUCAAGAUAAAAUUGCAGAAUUAUUAGGUUUGAAAUUUGAAGCAAGCACGAAAGAAGGAAAAGCAGAAGAGUUACAGCGGAGAUUGCAAGGCGUGGAGAAGAUCCUCAUAAUUAUCGAUGAUGUUUGGAAUGAAUUUAAAUUGCAGACUGUAGGUAUUCCAUUCGGAGUUGAACACGGAGGUGAAGCAUGGGCUUUGUUCAAAGAUACUGUUGGUCUAAAAGAUGUUUCUUUGAGAUUGAAUGAUGUAGCCAAGGAGGUUGCUAGUGAAUGCAAUGCAAUUGCAACAAUCGGAAAAGAAUUAAAAGGUGCAAGUCUAGAUGGGUGGAAAGCAGCAAAUAAGCGACUCAAGGACUCAAGACAUUUAGACAAUGAAGAGGUUUCUCAAGGUAUCUACAACUGCCUUAAGCUGAGUUAUGAUUAUUUGAAGGGAGAUAAUAUUCGAACAUGUUUCUUGCUAUGUUCCCUUUUUCCAGAAGAUUGGGAUAUUGAUAUUGAGUCGUUGGUUAUGUUUGCAAUUGGUCAUGGAUUAUUUUCUCAUAUUUACUUAAUUGAAGACUUGCGGAGAGAAAUUCGUGAAGCACUAAGAAAACUCCAAGAGGCUGGUUUGUUAUUAAGAACUGAUAAUGAUGAUGAUGAAAGAUAUGUAAGCAUGCAUGACGUGGUUCGUGAUUUUGCUCAUUGGAUAACAUCUACGGGGAAAAAUAUAUUCAUGGUAAAAGAGGGGUUGAUGGAAUGGCCUAUAAGUGAAAGAUGUGAAUCCCAUACAGCAAUCUCCUUUUGGAACAGCAAAAUAAAUAUUUUUCCUGAAAAGUUAGAAUUUCCAGAACUCAAAAUUUUGAUUUUUACAGGAAAGACUUUGGUGGAAGCCGCGAUUGCAUUUGUUGAAGGAAUGAAAGCCCUCCGAGUUUUGCAUCUCCAAGAUGUCAUUUUCUCACUAGAAGUACUUAAAUUCGUAACAAAUCUUCGAACUCUGUGUCUAGUAAAUUGUGAGUUGGAGAACAUCUCAUCGUUGGGAAAUUUGAAAAACCUUGAGAUUCUUGCAUUUUCUGAUACUAAUAUUUAUGAGCUACCCGAAGAAUUAGUGGCAUUGCGAACAGAUCAAUUUCCCCCUAAUUUACUAUCAAGGUUGACAUCACUCCAACAGCUACACGUGACUUGUGAAAACAAUGUUAAUUUAUCAGAGUUGAAUUCAUUGUCUCGAUUGACUGAACUAUCACUGAGAGUUUCUACUGCUCAAUGUUUUCCAGAAAACUUUGUUGCAUUCAAGGAGUUGUUAUGCAAUGUGGAAAAUUUGAAUCUGGAGGAUGUCAAGGGACACAAAAAUAUUGUCCCAAACGUAGAUCCAAAGGGCCUAAAUGAAUUAACUUCUCUUGAGCUUGGAGAUUGCGAUGAUAUGGAAUGCUUGAUGGAUACAACAGGAGAGAAAGAAAGAACCACUGCAUUCUCUAAUUAG